GUUGGUUCGGCGUAGGUGUAUUGAGGCAGACCAAGCGCUAGGAAAGUCGCAGACCUGACAAGAAUGCCUCAUGGUCUGAAGCAAGUGGAAAGCGACCUCUUUCGUGUCCUUACCGGGACUUGGUAGGAUAUCCGGUUUUCCUUGGUAGAUUUUAGCAACUAAGCAAGGGCUUGGCGCUGCGGAGUCAACAGAAGAACCCUCACUGACAUCGCUAGUGCAAAGCCUUCCCCGACGGCAAGCUGUAGGCUUUUUCUCUAGACUAGCUGGGCCACACGUCUUUCCCCGUUAAGGCUCUGAAAGGGUCACGUCGCCCAGUCAGUAAGUUUGUAGCCAGUUACCCACACGCAUUAGAAUCCUCGCGGUCAUGGCUGUAUUGACCAGCCAGGCCUACCCAAGUUCCACUGUGGCCACCUUGAAGGCGAAAACAGUUGCGACAUGUUUCCCCGUCUUUAUAGGUAAAACUUCUUCAGUAGGCUUCUCACUCCUAGUUAGAAAGUUGGCCCCCGUUCGACUAGUUUCUUCGCAAGCCCCUAAAAAAGACGACCGAAAAAAGGGGGGCAUGCAUUUGGUCGACUUUUUCAGUCGCUAGGCAUCUAUGGGC
Messenger RNA from Amoebophrya sp. A25, 601 nucleotides. The record is from the annotation of a GenBank genome assembly. NCBI's taxonomy places the organism in Eukaryota, Dinophyceae, Syndiniales, Amoebophryaceae.